Messenger RNA from Chaetomium fimeti, 414 nucleotides. RefSeq lists its product as uncharacterized. The transcript has 4 exons. The record is from RefSeq and is a predicted model, not a curated record. NCBI's taxonomy places the organism in Eukaryota, Fungi, Ascomycota, Sordariomycetes, Sordariales, Chaetomiaceae. Bases 1 to 414 code for a protein of 137 amino acids.
AUGCCUGCCAUCGAUACUGAGGCACAGUUUAAGUUCCUGCUGUGCUGCAUCAAGCACUCUGCAGCAGGCAAGGUCAACUUUGACGCUGUCGCCUCCGAGUUGAGCAUUGUCAGCAAGGCUGCUGCAGCCAAACGUUAUGAGAGACUCCUGAAGGCUCACGGCAUCAACCUAUCUGCUCCGCGCAAAUCGGCUGCCGCCGCGGCCGGUGUUGCCAAUGACAGCGGCAGCGAGCCUCAGACUCCCGCUUCUAAGAAGCGCAAGCGUCUCGGUGCCGCCAAACAGGAUGAGGACGAGGAGACCCCCACCAAGAAAGAGCGCGGUGUGAAGAAGGAACGCGGCGUCAAGAAGGAGGAGUCCGAUGACGACGUUGUGAUCAAGAACGAGCACGAUGAUGAUAACUACAUCUCGGAGUAA